AGUAUAUAAAUCCACCAAAAGCCUAAGGUUUGCCUCAUCUCCGUUCACCCCACACCGAACCACCAAAAACUUGACAAACCCAUCAAGCCAGCGCUCAAAAUGGCAGCAAGGCUUGUGCUCCCCCUCCUCCUCGUCCUCGUCGUCGGCUCCCACACGGCCUCCUCCUCCGUGGUGCAGACGUGCGUGAACGCGGUGGUGGCAGGGGACCGCAGGGAACUAGAAGUCUUCUGCGUGACGUCGCUCCAGGCGGCGCCGGGGAGCGCCACCGCGGACGCCCACGGGCUGGCCGUGAUCGCCACGAACCUGACGCUGGCCAACUACACGGCGGCGGCGGCCACGAUCAAGGACCUGCAGCAGCGCGGGGGCUGGACGGCCAAGCAGCUGGGGGCGUUGAUCACGUGCCGGAAGGGGUACAUCCAGGCGCUGAACAUGGUGCACAACGUCGUCCACGCGCUGGCCACGGGGCAGAAGCAGGCGUACCUGGACGACAUGGGCGAUGUCAGGGAGGCCGCCCUCGACUGCGAAGAAGCAUUCGUCGGUGCGGAUCCGGAGGAUAAGUCGAUGCCGAGUAAGGUGAACUGGGACGCCGAGCUCCUGACUACCGUGGCCAUGAUGAUCGUGAUGUCGUUGUAGCGAGUAGGGUGCGUACGUAGAUCUUUCCGUGGCCACUCCGCCAGUGGUAGUCAAAUCAGUAGGAAGAUGGAUUGGUCGAUGGAGAAGAAAAUAACAUGA
Lolium perenne is the source of this 732-nucleotide messenger RNA. RefSeq lists its product as uncharacterized. The record is from RefSeq and is a predicted model, not a curated record. Gene Ontology annotation, molecular function: enzyme inhibitor activity. NCBI's taxonomy places the organism in Eukaryota, Viridiplantae, Streptophyta, Magnoliopsida, Poales, Poaceae.